CUGUACUAACGACGAGUUCUACGGCGUCCUCCGAUUUUAUUCACGGAAAGUGUAUCGCCAUAUUGCUUCCGUGAAUUAUGUGAAAUAUUUGUGCAUUUCUCUUCAAUUAUGACUGUAAUAUCGAAAUCAAGUGAACAAAUACAAUCCACGUUACAAGUGUAACUAAAAGAAUAUACAUUUAAGUGUCUCGGUUGUGCACAUAAAGCGAAAAAGUUUAGCGUCGGGGAAAUGUCCUACGAAAAGAUGGAAGUGGUGAAUCCUGCGGAGAAGGAGGCGAGUGAGGUGUUGCACUCUCUCCUGUCGGUGGAACGGCGGAGUGUGGACAGCAAGGAGACCAUAAUAGUGGCGAUACCGUCCGACCAGAACGGUGGCGACUAUGGCGAGAGCGCCCAGUGGCAUACCCCAGUCAUGGGCCAGCAUUCUGUGUUUGAACUUGGCACUGCCCAGAAUAUGCAACAGCACAGCUACAAUGGACAUCAAGAACAGGUGCUUUGGCAAGGCCAUACAAUCCAAGUUGAGAACGGAGAUGGAAACAUACAGGCCAUGCAAGGGACGUACAGUAUUGAGUUUGAGACGAACGUAGAAACUGCAGAUCUGGAUGUUGAGACUAAGCCCAAUGUGGAAAAGAAGGCUGGUGCUAAGAGAAAGAAAAAGGCGGAGUCUGACAGUGAUGAGGAGGUCCUCGAUAAUAAACUGGAGGAUAAUCCAGCUCAGGUAAAAGAGAGACUAAGAAGGGGCUGUGAUUGCAAAGAUAAUUGUUAUCGAGGCCUCAAUCCUGAAGCGGUGUACCGCCAUCGACUCAACAUUGCAGAAUUGACCAAAAGUGAACAUGACAUGUAUUUGAUGGGCAUCACAAUGGCGAGUUUGGCCAACCCAGCUGAGACGUCGCGUCACAAAGUCCGCAGGAGAUUGAGAGCUUGCUACGUCUACCAAGGGAGAAAGGUUUGUUUAGAAGCUUUUCUAUACUUGGAAAAUGUGACACAUUAUCAGCUAAAACGAAUCAGGCAACAUGUUAUGACUCACGGAGUCGCGCCGCGGAUCCACGGCAAUGUUGGUAAGAAACCCUACAACACGUUCACCCUCGACAUCUACAAACAUGCUACAAACUUCUUGAAGGAGUAUCUCAAACAGCAUGCCAGCUCACCGAAAGAUGUUCAACCUUCAGGAGAAGGUAAAAAGGCGAGUAAGACUGUCAUCAUCCAAGGUGACUCUAGAAAGCACUUGUUCGAAGCGUACAAAGAGUAUGGGGAAAUUUUGGAGCCUGGAGUAAAACUCAUGGGGUAUUCUACCUUCCGAGCUUUCAUGAAAGACCAGUUUCCCCACGUCAAAUUUGCGACCAAGAAACAGGAAUUACCUAAAGACUUGGUGCCAUUCCGUAGCGGUAAAUGCAUGUCGUACGACAAGAACAAAGAUCCCAUUAGGAUACAGCAGGAAAAAGAGAAGGCGGAUGCGAAGAAGGCAGCAAUGGAGCAGAAGAAGAAAGAGGAACACGAGCGAGAACAGCAAGCGCAGCAGCAGGCUCAGCAACAACAACAAGUGCAGCAACAGCAACAACAGCAGCAGCAACAGCAACAAGUGCAACAAGUCCAGGUACAACAGCACCAGCAAAUGCAGAACCAGCCUCACGUGGUCAUCCAUCAACAGCAGCCGCAGCAGCAGCAGCAAAUGCAGCAGCAGAUGCUGGUGCCGCAAGUGAGCCAGCACCAACAGGUUCUCACCCAACAAGGUGUGCAACAGGUUUCACAGCACAUGCAACCACUCGGCGUUUCAGAGGAUAACGGACAGCCAGUGGAAAUGGCUCAACAAGUUAUACCUUUGGCUGUAGUGCAACAACCCCAACAGGCUUACCUCGUCACACCCGUCUCGCACUUCCAGACGAGAGUCCAAGGUGCAUGGUACAGACAUUGACAGCAUACCACAUUCUCAAAUUAUUAUUCUAAAUGUGUGGAACAGAAAGUGGGCAUAACAUCAACAUAAUGAAUAAUAUUAUAUUUAUGCCACUAAUUCAGUGUGUUUUCAUUUUAAAACAACACUGAUGUUGAUAUAAAGUUAAAAUCUUAAGUUUUCGAGUAAAAAUAUUUGACAUUUGAAGUGUUUAAUACGGUCACAAGAGCCAUUGCAUUUUUGACAGAUUUAUUAGUAUAGAUCUGUCAAAUGUUGACACAAACAUAAUCUAAAUUAAAUUUUUUACUACAAUAAAGUAGUUCUUUUUGUAUUUUAGUUGUGAUUUAACUCACUUCUGUGAUGUGUUUUCACUUGAAAACUUAUGCUAGAGGCCCCUUGUUAUGACUGAACUAUUCAAGUGAAGCUCCCACUAUUAACAUAAUUGAUUAUUAGUAAGAUAAUUACGUAAGGCCAUUUAUAACUUUGGCAAUAAGUUAGCAAAGAUAUGUAGGUUUACACCUUUUCAGUAUUGGUUUUAGUAACUGAUUUUUAAUUACAACAACUAUUUAUAAGUAUAUUAUUAAUCAUAUUUACACAAUUAAUAUUUUAGCUCUAGCUAUGUAGUUCAUUUUUUUUUAUUUUAAUUUUAUGAAUUUAACUACAAGAAUGGGCAGUUAAAAUUAGUGUGUAGUGGUAAUAUUAAUUUGUAUGGUUUUUAUUGUGUAUAUUUGCAAUAAUUAAUGAAAUUAUUUGAUCGAUUUAAUUGAAGACAAUUAAAAAACGGUUCUGCCUACUCAUCUGUUUUAACUGUAAAAUUGUGUGCUCUCAGAUUGUGUUGUAGGAUUAGAGGAUUGUGAAUGGUGUUGCUUGUGUGUGAUGUCCAUUAUUUUAUACAUUUUAUUUUAUAUUAUGGAUUGCUCAUCACAAAUAUUCAUUAAAUAUUUUAUUUAUCAAAAAAGCAGUGCCUUCGUAUUAUGAUGUGGAUUUGUCUCUGAUAUGAUGGGUGUUUGAUUCUGAUAGUGUUUAAUAGUGUACUGAUAGGGUUCUCUCAAAGUUUUCAUUGCGUUCAAACAAAUCAUGAUAAUAUUUUGUAUUAUAAUACAUAUCAAGUUCAUUGUAGAAAUCAUGUAAUACUUAGCUACUUUUAAAUGAAAGUUCCAAUGAAACUUAUAGUUUCCUAUGUGCUAUGCAUUAUUUCAGAAUUUCGGAGAUGGAUUAAGUGUCUUUAGUUGUCAAAUUAUGAUGGAAAGCUUUUAAAACAAUUAUCAAAUAUAUAUAUUUAUUUUAUAUACAUAAUCUAGGGGUAUUGUAUUAUAUGUGUUUGAUUUAUUACUUGUCAUUGGUAAAAUAUGAGAUUUUAUUCAGGUCCAGAUAUUUUAAUAAACCCUUUUUUUUAAUGAAUUAUUUUGAUUAGCAUAAAUUUUCUUCAUUGAGUAUGAAUCAUCUCUUUAAAAUAUCUAUCAUGUUUUAAUUAAAUAAUAAUUUACCUUAUUAUUUUAUUGGAAGUCUUAUCAGUAAAAAUAUUUCUUUUUUUUUAAUGUAUACACAAUUGUCCGUAAAAACUGUCAAAAAUGGGCUGUUAACAUGGCUAAACUGUAGUUUACUAAUAAACCAUGUAUUGUUGUUCAAAGAUUUGUCUUUUCCUUUCGUCAUUCAAUUUAAUGAUGUAGAAAUAGACAAAUUGAUGUGCAACUAUCCAGUGCUUAUUAGUAAGACAGUAGAUGUAAAAUUUCUGCCUAUUUAAUUAUACGAAAGGCAAUAAAUGGUUUGUUGUGAUUUAAGUAAGAGAUGUCGAUACUUUUCCAUAGCUGAGCCAGUUGAAACAAAAAUAUCGUAGCGUCAAACUUCGAGUCCACUCAAAACACGAGGUGUAUGGCAGUAUACAAAAACAAACACAUCCCAGCCUAGUGGCGUGCAAAGGGUUUUUAACUAGGGUAUGCACUAAAGGUAUAAUUGGAUGCAAUCUUUAUGGCGUCUCGAAAAUAAGCUACGCUACGUAAAUAAAAUUUGCUAAAAUCGAGACGCGUGGGGCGACGUCGGUCGGGUCGGGCGCGUGUGCGUUGGUACCCUGCCGCAGCGCCACCCCUCUACGUUACCGCUGACAUCUAAAAUCUUGUAUUGCGGAACGCACGAUGUUUCAAAACAGAAAUUGUAUCGUACUAUACAAAGUGGAAAAACUCUUUGUUGAAGUGAAGAGAAGUGCAAUUCAUCAGGGAUAGUGUAGCUUCCCAAGAAAGAUUUUUUUAAAUUGGUUCCAGAGCCUAUUCAAAACAUACAUACAAACAAACAAUCCAAUCUUUUCUCCUUAUAAUAUUAGUAUAGAUAAUAGCGCAAUCAUACGCCUCGUGUUCAGAACGGACUUGAAGUUUGACGCGGUCUUUACCUAUAAACAAACUUAUGCAGUUUUCCUUUAGAGUACACCUUUAUGCUAAUGCGAAAAAGACAUUAAGUAUUUAUAAAAACAUAAUAUGAUAGUUCUUUUCUUUAUUUUUUUUUUAUAACCAAACCAAUACAAAUUGCUUUUUCAUUGAAGAUGUGUAAGGUGUUUGUAUUUACAUAUAUUGGUUAUGAAAUGAAUUUAUUUAUAAUUUAUUUAAUUAGGUAAAUAAUAAAAAUGGAAUACAAUCAUUCUUUUUCAGGUCGCGAAAUAUUUUAUAUAUUGUGAAAUAAAAUAAUGAGAAAAGUAUUUAAAAUUAUUGAUUUAAAAAAUACAUUGUCAAUAAUCAUAAUAGUGUUUAGUGAUCACAAUUCACACAAUAUCCUUAUAUAUCUUUGGUGUAAAAAGCAAGCCUUAUAUGUUACGUAAUAAUUUAUAAUAUUUAAUAGUACCAUAGAUAACAUGUUAGUUUGUAGAAACAUCUGAGUUUUGUGUGUAUUAUAAUCCAGAACUCGAUAGUUAAAAAAGAAAAGUAACAGAUUGGGCAUUUUCAAAGGACUUAUUUUCGUACUGUAGAGAUGUUUUAUACAAAAAAUUUAUAGUGUUGAAAGAUAAUGAAAUCUCAAUUGUAUUUUGAGUUUAAGAUAAACAAUUUUAGCCAUAAGCCAUAGUAAGUGUGUAAUCGAUAUAAUUAAUUAUUAUAGAAAGUACAGAAUCGUGCCUAGAACGUAUGCUUACCAUGUAUAGUAAUAGUGCAAUAACCCGAGGGAGCAGUAAACUAUGUUUAGAAUGACGUGUUUUGACUCUUGAGUUGUAUUUUUUGACGGCCUCCGUGGCGCAGUGGUAUGCGCAAUGGAUUAACAAAACGGAGGCCCUGGGUUCGAUCCCCGGCUGGGCCGAUUGAGAUUUUUUUAAUUGGUCCAGGUCUGGCUGGUGGGAGGCUUCGGCCGUGGCUAUUUACCACCCUACCGACAAAGACGUACCGGUACGACGAUUUACCGUUCCGGUACGAUGUCGUGUAGAAACCGAAAAGGUGUGUGGAUUUUCAUCCUCCUCCUGACAGGUUAGCCCGCUUCCAUCUUAGACUACAUCACUUACCAUCAGGUGAGAUUGUAGUCAAGGGCUAACUUGUAAAUAAUAAAAAAAAAUCUGAAGUGUGAAAACGAUAAAUUGGCCUGUUAUUGUAUCAAAUACACCGAAUAUAUAUUGCUGAUACCUAAAUAAGAGGUUGCGACUAAGAUUUUAUACUGUAUUAGAUAUGUCACUAGCGCGUCGAAACUGAGGCGAAAAAAAGUGGCUAAAUGUCUUAUAUUCAUUUAGUCGCAAAAUCCUUGACCUAAUAAAAGUUGAGGUUUUCUUAAUUAGUUAAUAAGGUCUGGCUGGUAGGAUGCUUCGGCCGAGGCUAGUUACCACCCUACCGGCAAAAACGUACCGCUAAGUGAUUUAGCGUUCCGGUACGAUGUCGUGUAGAAACCGAAAGGUGUGGACUUUAAUCCUUCUCCUGACACAUUCGGCUCACUGCUGAACCGAGUCUUCUCUCAGAAUGAGAGGGGUUAGGACAAUAGUCAACCACGCUGGCCCAAUGCGGAUUGGCAGACUUCACACACGUAGAGAAUUAAGAAAAUUCUCUGGUAUGCAGGUUUCCUCACGAUGUUUUUCCUUCACCGUUUGAGACUCGUGAUAUUUAAUUUCUUAAAAUGCACACAUGCGCCGGACCGGAUUCAAACCCAGACCCUCUGGAAGCGGAAGCAGAGGCUAUAUUUUAGGAGACCUUACUAUAUUCAUAUUCUGUACAAAAAAACCGGGAAGUUUAAACAUGUUUACUGCUCCCCUUGGCUGUCUGGAAUGUUUGAGGCAAGUUCUAAGAUACCAAUCAAUUUAUAAAUUAUAUUUGGUGAAUAUGAAUAUAAUCAAGUUUUAUUAUUUGGAUAUACAUAUGUAUUUAUAUUUUACCCGAUCUUAAUAAAUUUUAAAUUAAAAGGAUACCCGAGUGUAUUAUAUUUUUAACCGACAUCAAAAAAGGAGCAGGUCAUAAUUAAAUUAAUGUGUUAUAAAAGUGUUAUAACAAUAAAAAAUAAUUGAAUGAAAUAAGAUAUGGGUUGCACCUACAAAAUAAUAAUCGAAUCUUUUAUUCCAUGCCUAAAUAUUGCGCAAUAUUAGUCCUAGAGAGAGUGGAAAAUUUUAAAGUGGUGCUUAACAUAUUAUUAAAAAAAUUUAAAACAAGUUAUAACUCUUGGAUCUAAGUUGUAUAACAGAAAACUGUAGUUCAAUAGCACCCAGAUUUAAUGUUUUUUUAUUAAUGAAGUUAUCAAAUAAGCCUAAACCGCUGUUACACUCGUAAAUCACCCCUAUGCAAUAUAAAGCGUUCUCUUUAGACUAAGAUAUUUGAAUAACAUGAUUUCAGAUUCAAUAAUGUCUGUAUUCUGAACAUGAGCUAGUUGCUUUAGCCUUGUAAUUUGAUGAUAAAUCCAAAAUGAUACAACAUUGCACUAAAAAUUAUGAGCUGAGCAACAAACUAACAAAUUACAGAUUGUUUUUGAAAACUUUGUUGGCAAUAAGUAACCCAGUGUGUAAAAUUUAGAAAAAUUCGUUCGAUUGUUUUAAUGAAUAGUUGCUAUGAAUAUUGUUGUCGUUCAUACCUAUACCUUUUGUUUUUAAUUAAUCCAUAGUACGAGAUUUGGCAGCAUGGUGGCAGCACCAUGGAUACCUAUCCGUUUUAAUUUUUUAUGGUCAUCUGACCUAUUUAUUUGAAAUUAUAUUAUUCCCAUUUGUGUCACAACCGUAAAAUGGAAAUUACACGUGUAUCAUGUCUGAAAAUAAAAGCGAUGUAUUUGCUUAGCAAUUCAUAGAAAUAAGGUAACUUUUACAACAGAUGAUUUAAAAAAAACUUAUCAGAAAACCCUGAAUCUUAUCAAUCAUACAGUAAUGUAUUUUAACAAGUGCCUCAUUUUAUAGGAAAAACAAAAAUUUCACGCAACUCAAAUCGCUCUAAUGCUAACAAUCAAAACAAGAGUCAUCCAACAUAUUGUAUUUACGGUUGUGAAUUUUGCCUCCGUCGUGUACCAAUAACUGUUAUAUGCGCGCCAUGUGAUAUGACGCGAACGCAAAUUUUAACGCAACGCUUAAACACCUAUUGUAUUCCAGCUGCCGGAUCUCUGCCUAUUAUUUCAAUAAUGAAAAUGAAAUGUAUAUUUUUAUAACAAUGGAAAAUGUUUAUCUCAGACUUGCUUCGAAUUGUAGUGAUUGCUCUUAGCGUAAUGUUUGGCAUCUAAGUUCCAAAAUUUUAUAAAGUAGGAAGACAUGAUGUGAUAGAAAAUAAACCUUUUUUACGCUA
Bicyclus anynana (squinting bush brown) is the source of this 7595-nucleotide messenger RNA. RefSeq lists its product as uncharacterized. The coding region runs from base 229 to 1908 and encodes 559 amino acids. The transcript has 4 exons. NCBI's taxonomy places the organism in Eukaryota, Metazoa, Arthropoda, Insecta, Lepidoptera, Nymphalidae. The record is from RefSeq and is a predicted model, not a curated record.